AUGACCCCCACGGCUGAACUUGUGGUGCCGACCCAUACCUCGACGGGUUCUUCGGCUAUCAACCAAAUUUUACGUUCGGGUGACACAAAUCUGCUCUUGAAAUUGCUAUCUGACGGAGAAGUCGGCGAAAUCAACGUCAACGUAUUUGAUCGCGAAGGAAUGACUCCUCUGCACAAAUCCGUGAUGGAUGGCAAUUUCGAAUUGGUUAAACUACUAGUGAAAGUGGGGGCCGAUGUCCGGUUGGCUUCACGCGACGGUUGGAAUGCUCUGCACAUCGCCUCUUUCGGCGGCCAUGUAAAUAUCGUCGACUACCUGAUAAACUGCUCGGUACACCCUUGA
This is a messenger RNA of Galendromus occidentalis (western predatory mite), 339 nucleotides long. RefSeq names its product notch-regulated ankyrin repeat-containing protein B-like. Gene Ontology annotation, cellular component: pi-body. The coding region runs from base 1 to 339 and encodes 112 amino acids. Gene Ontology annotation, molecular function: protein binding. NCBI's taxonomy places the organism in Eukaryota, Metazoa, Arthropoda, Arachnida, Mesostigmata, Phytoseiidae. The record is from RefSeq and is a predicted model, not a curated record. The transcript has a single exon.